Messenger RNA from Rotaria sp. Silwood1, 1452 nucleotides. The record is from the annotation of a GenBank genome assembly. NCBI's taxonomy places the organism in Eukaryota, Metazoa, Rotifera, Eurotatoria, Philodinida, Philodinidae.
AUGUCCAAAUCAUCAAAAACAGUUGAUCCAAAUCAAAUAUCACGUGAUCUAUUCACAACAUUGACCAAUCUCCAUCAAGAGAUCUUAAAACAUGAAUCAAACACAAAUAAUAAUCCUAUCGAUCCAAAAAUUCUCUCCUGUAUUGAAUCAGUUUUAACUUCAUUAAAAUCACUUCGUUAUAUCGAAAGUCCAAAAACACUUUCUGAUAUAAUUCAUACUAUAUGGAAAAUAUACAUCACUGAUUUUCUUUCAUUAAUUGAAUAUGUCAAUAUUCUUGUUAGUGAUCAAUUUCAACAAAUAUUUAACUGUGUUAUGAAAGUAUAUGCAACUAUUAAUUUUCAAUCUAUCUUUAGAGAUGAUACACUCUAUGCUCAUGAUAAAUUCUUUCGUAUUUUUGAACUCCUAUCACUUCCAUCGAUUAUAAAUUUUCUUAAAAAUCAAUCUAACAAUGAAAUUAUGUCACAUAUAGCUAAUAUCUUACGUAUGUUAUUACUUCAAAUGCAAAAUAUUGAAGAAGAGAUUUGUUUCAAAAAAGAUGAUUUACUCAAUCAAGAAUCAAUUAUUCAACUUCUAUUUGAAUAUGUAGAUAUGAAUUUAAUUGAGACUAAUAAUGAUAUUCAAUUAACAAUUAUUGAAAUAUUAGAAUUUAUUUGGACAUUAGUCGAUAAUACUAUUUUAAUACCACAAUUACUCAAUACAAAUUGUGUUUCAUUUACACUCAAAUGGAUUAAUAUGUGUGAAUUACCAUUUACUAUACAACGAGCUAGUAUUCGUCUCUUAUAUAAUAUUGCACGACAUGAAAAAGGAUGUAAUGCAUUAAAUGAAGCUGAUGCUCUACGUUUACUAAAAGAAUUCAAACAACGAACUUUAGAUACAACUAUUAAUGACACAAAUUACGAAGAUAUGCGUUUACUUUUUUCUAUGGCAUUAGCAUUAUUAACAGAACCAAAAGAAAGUAAAAGCGAUGCAAAAUCAUUAGGAAAAGUACUCGAUCAACUUAUGCAAAUGACAGUCAAUACGGCACAGAGAAAAAAUCAUAAAUAUGGUGAUUUUGAUAUUAGUGAACCAUUAGUAGUUUUCAUAAAACUUUUCAUCCAUGACGAUAUAUUACAUUAUUGCAUUAAAGAAUCUCAAGUCAAAAAUAUGAAAGUAUCUUCGAAAAUCGUUUUUUUCUGUGAUUUAGUAAUGCAAUUUCGAGGUGCUCUUGCCAAAGAUGAUGAACUCGAUCAAUUAACUUUGACAGCUUUGAUGAAUAUCAUUUGGAGUAUUUCAUUUCAUGACGAAUAUAUUGACGAACUUAAAUCAAAUGCCAAAUUUCUUAUUACUAUCAAAAGUCUUGCCAAUGACGAUGGAGAAGCUUGGGUAGAACAAUAUGUACCAAAACAUAUGUCAUCAGUGAAAAAAGCUGCCGCUGGUAUUUUAUGGAAUCUCGAUGAAAAUAAUCCAGGUUAG